Molecule: messenger RNA, 3972 nt
Organism: Condylostylus longicornis
Lineage: Eukaryota; Metazoa; Arthropoda; Insecta; Diptera; Dolichopodidae
Gene: eIF3a
Product: eukaryotic translation initiation factor 3 subunit A
Exons: 4
Coding region: 160-3807 (1215 amino acids)
Biological process (GO): formation of cytoplasmic translation initiation complex; translation reinitiation
Cellular component (GO): eukaryotic translation initiation factor 3 complex, eIF3m; eukaryotic translation initiation factor 3 complex, eIF3e; multi-eIF complex
Molecular function (GO): translation initiation factor activity; mRNA binding
Source: RefSeq, a predicted model, not a curated record
UUAGUGAAAUGUCACAAAAAUUUUGUGUCUGCCAUUUUGAAUUUCUUUUAUUACUGAAAGGGUUGGUGUCAUCCUUUCUUAAAAUAAAAUAAAAAAUUCUUUAAAAGUUUUUGGGCAACAAAAAUCGCUACAAUAAAGCAGAAAUACGAGUUAUAAAAAAUGUCUAGGUAUUUGCAAAGGCCAGAAAAUGCGCUCAAGAGAGCCAAUGAAUUUAUCGACGUUGGGAAACCGGCUAGAGCAUUAGAUACCUUGCAAGAAGUUUUUCGAAGUAAAAAAUGGACUUAUAAUUGGUCGGAGUCGGUUAUUGAACCGAUUAUGUUCAAAUAUUUAUAUUUAUGUGUAGAAUUGAAAAAAUCUCACAUUGCGAAAGAAGGUCUGUUUCAAUAUAGAAACAUGUUUCAGUUGGUCAAUGUAGGUUCACUAGAAAAUGUUAUACGUGGAUAUUUAAAAAUGGCAGAGGAACGAACGGAAGCUGCGCAACAGCAAUCCUCUCAAGCAGUUUUAGAUAUUGUCGACGAUUUAGAUAAUAUUGCUACUCCUGAAAGCAUAUUAAUGAGUGCUGUUUGUGGUGAGGAUGCUCAAGAUCGGUCUGACAGAACAAUUUUGUUACCUUGGGUAAAGUUUUUGUGGGAAUCAUAUUGUCAGUGUUUAGAAUUACUACGUGUUAACACACAUUGUGAAAACUUGUAUCAUGAUAUCGCACGGAUGGCAUUUGGAUUUUGCCUAAAAUACAACCGCAAAAGUGAAUUUAGAAGAUUAUGUGACAAACUGAGAAAACACCUUGAGGAUAUUUGUAAAAUAUCAACCCAAUCUACUGGUGUUAGCAUAACCAAGUUGGAGACUCAACAACUCAAUUUAGAUACCAGACUCUAUCAGUUGGAUAGUGCCAUUCAAAUGGAAUUAUGGCAGGAAGCAUAUAAAGCAAUAGAAGAUAUUCAUGGACUUAUGACUUUGUCAAAAAAAACACCUGUAGCUAAAACUAUGGCUAAUUAUUACCAAAAACUUGCAAUGGUUUUUUGGAAAGCUGGUAAUCAACUGUUCCAUGCUGCGGCUCUUCUUAAGCUUUUUCAAUUGACUAGAGAAAUGAAGAAGAACAUUACAAAAGAUGAGUUGCAGCGAAUGGCGUCGCAUGUUCUUAUUGCAACUUUAUCAAUUCCUUUGCCUUCGGCUCAUCCCGAAUUCGAUCGUUUCAUUGAAACUGAUAAAAGUCCUUUAGAAAAAGCACAAAAAUUGGCUGUUUUGUUAGGUCUCAAUCAACCACCUACAAGAGCUUCUCUACUUAAAGAUGUGGUUCGUCUCAAUGUAACUCAACUAGCGUCAGAACACUUUACUAAUCUUUAUACGUGGCUUGAAGUGGAUUUUGAUCCAUUAAGUUUAUGUAAACGUGUACAAUCUGUUAUCGAUUUUAUUGAAAUUGAUGAAAACAGUAUUUUAAAACAGUACACUCAAUCUUUAAAAGAUGUUACUUUGAUGAGGCUCAUUCGGCAAGUUUCGCAAGUCUAUCAAAGUAUUGAAUUUACUCGUCUAGUUGAAUUGGGACAUUUUAGCGAUAUAUUUUAUUUGGAACGCAUUCUUGUUGAUUGUGUUCGACACAAUGACAUGCAAAUUCGAAUAGACCAUCAAAAACGAUGCGUUCAUUUUGGUACAGAUCUUACAGAAUCACAAAGAGAAGAUCAUCCAGAUGGCCCCACACUUCAAUCCAUGCCUUCUGAGCAAAUUCGGUCUCAGCUCGUCAACAUGUCUAUUGUUUUGCAUCGUGCUAUUGCUGCCAUCUAUCCUAAUCGUAAAAAAGCGGAGCGUGAAAAGUUACGUACUCAAAUGGUUGAACAUUAUCACGACAUCAAAGACAGAGAACAUCAACGUAUCUUACAACGUCAAAAAAUUAUUGAAGAUCGUAAGGAAUUUAUUGAAAGAAUGAAUAUAGCAAGAGAAGAGGAGGAGUUAAGACGUCAGGAAGAAGCACAAAAAUUACAGAAACAAGCAGAACAAAAACGAUUGGAGCAGGAAAUUGAAGAAAGAGAGCGGAUAAGGCAUAAAAACGAAAUCCAGGCAAUUAAAGAAAAAAGUUUAAAGGAAAAAAUGCAGCAAAUAUCACAAACUUCACAUGGGAAAAAAAUGCUAAUGAAACUUGAUGAAGAAGGACUAAAAAAACUAGAUGCUGAGCAAAUCGCUGCGAAAGAAACGGAAGAGUUAAUAAAAGAAAGGAAAGAACUUCAAGCAAAACUAAAGUCUCAAGAAAAGAAGGUAGAUUAUUUUGAACGUGCGAAACGUCUAGAAGAAAUUCCGUUGAUAGAAAAAUUUUUAGUAGAAAAACAAGCCCAAAACAAAGAAUUUUGGGAAAAAAUAGAAGCUGAUAGAAUUGAAAAAGCAAUAGCUGAAAGAAAAUCGCUUGUAGCUCAAAAGGAGCGCUUAUCUCGUAUGCAUGAAGAUCGGGAUAUCUUUAUUUCAAGGUUACGUCAAGAACGUGCAUCUAUGUUUGCUGAAAAAGUUAAAAAGUUUGAACAUAUGUUAGAAGAAGAACGCAAAAAAAGACUAGCGAAGAGAAUUGUGCAACGACGAGAAGAAAGGCGUCAGAAAUGGAUACAAGAAAAAGAAGAGGAAAGGAGGCAAGCAGAAGAAGAAAUCCGAAAAGUUAAAGAAGAAGAAGAAAAAAUAGAACAAGAAAAGAAACGAAAAGAGCGAGAAGCUGAAGAAGAAAGAAAGAGAAUUUCUUUCGAGAAGCAGCGUUUAAAAAAUUUAGAGGUUGAGAAAAAAAUACAAGAAGAAAGAGAGCGUUUACGAUCAGAAACUAAAGAAGAAGAGAAACCUCGAGACGUAUGGAGAUCAGAAAGAGGGGGACCACCGAGCGUUGACAAAGAUGGCGGUUGGAGAAGUGUAGGUCGUUCUAAUGCGACUGAAAAUCGGGAUGAGAACAGAGAGAGAAGGGUAGAUGACAGGAGUGUCAGCGGCUGGAGAAGUGCUGGUCGCCCCAAUGCUUCUGAAAAUCGGGAGGAUAAUAGAGACAAACGUGCGGAUGAGCGAGAUAUUACGCGUGAAAAGGGAUCUUCCGACUCUUCAUGGCGAGCUCGUGAUGGAGCUUCACGUCAACCAAAUUCUGCGAAUCCAUCUGGAAGAGAAGACAAGUCAUGGCGUCGCGAUGAGCGUCCUCCACGUCGAGAUGACGACCGUCCCCCUCGUCGAGAUGAUGAUCGUCCUCCACGUCGGGAUGAAGAACGUCCACCGCGUCGAGAUGAUGAACGUCCCCAACGACGAGAUGAUGAACGGCCUCCACGCCGAGAUGAUGAACGUUCUACACGCCGUGAUGAUGAACGUCCUGCACGCCGAGAAGAUGAACGUCUUCCACGUCGGGAUGAUGACCGUCCUCCACGGCGAGAUGACGAUCGUCCUCCUCGUCGUGAUGAUGAUCGUCGACGAGAUGAUGGACCUAUUUCUAGAGAUUUUCGUGGAAAAGAUGAUCGUGAUUUUCGAAGAGAGGAACGUGGUCCGCGAAGAGAUAUACCCCGUGAAAACAGAAAUGAAAGAGAGAAUAGGGGAGGUGCAGUUUCUGGAGCAGAUACUGGAAAUUGGAGACGAUCUGAUGAUAGGGAAAACAGAGAAAACCGAAGGCCAACGGAUAGAGGAGAAAGAGAUCGAGGAAACGAUCGUCGAGGUGGUCAAAGAGAUCAAGCAAGUAAAGACGCAAAUGCUAAUUGGCGCACUGAAACUCGACAAAGAAACGACAGAGAUGACGACAGAAAAGAUCGUAACACAGCUAGAGCAGAUAAAGCUGAUGAUGGUGGAGAAUGGACUAAUGUAAAACGACGUUAGACUUUUUUAUAGUGUUAUGUAAUAAUUUGUUAAAAUUCGAUAUUUUUAAUCAAACAUUGCAAAAUUCUUACUAAUAAUUAUAAUAACAAUAAAAAUUAAAAUUUGAGUGAAAUUUUGUUUGGACUUAAAUUUAUUUAAAUUUCAAAUAAAAUUUAUUACACUCAU